AUGGCCUCCCCGCCGCUCGUUUCUUCGUUCGCCAUCGGAGCUCCUUCUUCACAUCUGUUUCUUGAAAGUUUCUUCACGAUGUGCGAAUACACCACAACUACCCAUACAUACACCCUCUGCAAGCAAAAGCCGGUGAAGCAUCAUGUCCGAAUUCAAGUUUACAUGCUAUGCGAGAAAGGACAGGGUGUCCGCCAGCACUGCACAGAUUCAACAAUAGCCAAGGACGCUCUCAUAGGUUCUUCAAGAACAGCUGGGGACUGUCCCACUUGCACAUCGAGCACCGCAGCCGUGAUCAAAUACGCCAAUUAA
Fusarium falciforme is the source of this 309-nucleotide messenger RNA. RefSeq lists its product as hypothetical. Bases 1 to 309 code for a protein of 102 amino acids. The record is from RefSeq and is a predicted model, not a curated record. NCBI's taxonomy places the organism in Eukaryota, Fungi, Ascomycota, Sordariomycetes, Hypocreales, Nectriaceae. The transcript has 2 exons.